CUCUCCCUCUCUCUCUCACACCCUCAAACUCAUCCGAUGGACUCCGCCGCACCGGAAUGCCCCCCGCCUCCCUCCGGCGAACUCGAUCCGCCUCCCGCCGACUUCUCCGCUUCCCGUUCAGGUGGUGGUGGGGCCAAGUACAAGCUCAUGUCGCCGGCGAAGCUCCCGAUCUCGAGGUCCCCUUGCCUCACCAUCCCGCCGGGACUCACUCCGACGUCGUUUCUCGAGUCCCCGGUGCUCCUCUCCAACAUGAAGGCAGAACCUUCUCCAACUACUGGGUCCUUUUUGAAUCCUAAAAUGGUCUAUGGUACUGCGAGUUCUACAUAUUCGGGAACCAUGGUUUGCUCCAAUGAAAGAAACUCUGGAAGCUUCGAGUUUAAGCCCCAUUCCAGAUUGAAUAUGGUUACUACGGAUUAUGACCACCACAGCAAUGAGCAGGCUGUGCAAGUCCAAGGUCAAGGUCAAGGUCAACAUCAGUCUCAAUCAUUUGUGUCACCACCUUUGCUUAAAAGUGAGAUGGCAGGCUCCUCAAAUCAAUCGAUAUUAUCAGCUCCUGUUCAUAUGGUCUCUUCAGGACCUAGUGCACAUGUUGAAGGUGAUGCAGAUGAUACAAGUCAGAGGGGAAAUCUAAAUUCUGGUGUCCAAACAUCACAGCUUGAUCUUAAAGGAAGUAGCCCCUCAGUAUCUUCUGAUGAUGGCUAUAACUGGAGAAAAUAUGGACAAAAACAUGUAAAAGGAAGUGAAUUUCCUCGUAGUUAUUACAAAUGUACACAUCCCAACUGUGAAGUGAAGAAACUGUUUGAGCGAUCCCAUGAGGGACAUAUAACAGAGAUUAUCUACAAGGGUACACAUGAUCACCCUAAACCCCAACCUAGUCGACGAUAUAAUACUGGUGCUGCUAUGAUGAAUGUACAGGAAGAAAGAUCUGACAAGGCUUUAUCUUUGACAGGCCGAGAUGACAAGUCCUCCAGUAUGUAUGGGCAAAUGUCUAAUACCAAUGAGCCAAGUAGUACUCCUGAGCUAUCCCCUGUCAGAGGGAACGACGGUAGUGGUGAAGGAACAGGCUCACUAGCAACUAGAAUACUUGAUGAGGUCGAUGAUGAGGACCCAUUCUCUAAAAGGAGGAGGAUGGAUGUUGGUGGAAUUGAUGUUACACCAAUUGUUAAGCCUAUCCGGGAACCACGAGUUGUUGUUCAAACUCUGAGUGAGGUUGACAUCUUGGAUGAUGGAUACCGCUGGCGCAAAUAUGGUCAGAAAGUUGUGAGGGGGAAUCCCAAUCCAAGGAGCUAUUACAAGUGCACAAAUGCUGGAUGCCCUGUUAGAAAACAUGUGGAGAGGGCAUCCCAUGAUCCAAAAGCAGUUAUAACUACAUACGAGGGAAAACAUAAUCAUGAUGUCCCUACUGCAAGGACUAGUAGCCAUGACACUUCGGGACCAACAACCGUGAACGCCCCUUCUAGGAUUAGAACAGAAGAAAAUGACACCAUAAGCCUUGAUCUUGGUGUUGGAAUGAGCUCUGCUUCUGAAAAUAGAUCCAACAAUCACCUGCAAAUGCACUCUGAACUAGCAGAAAGACAAACUCACCCUAGUUCCAAUUUUAAGGCUGCUCCAUCAUACUAUGGUGUUCUAAAUAGUGGCAUGAAUCAGUAUGGAUCUAGAGAAAGUCCAAGUGAAUCACGUAACAUCGAGAUUCCACCUUUAAACCAUUCCUCUUAUCCAUAUCCACAGAACUUGGGAAGAGUACUAACAGGUCCAUAGAAUUGCUUAAGAUUGAGGCAAGGAAAAAAUAAGCU
This is a messenger RNA of Fragaria vesca subsp. vesca, 1793 nucleotides long. RefSeq names its product probable WRKY transcription factor 20-like. The transcript has 6 exons. The coding region runs from base 37 to 1758 and encodes 573 amino acids. Gene Ontology annotation, molecular function: sequence-specific DNA binding; DNA-binding transcription factor activity. Gene Ontology annotation, biological process: regulation of DNA-templated transcription. NCBI's taxonomy places the organism in Eukaryota, Viridiplantae, Streptophyta, Magnoliopsida, Rosales, Rosaceae. The record is from RefSeq and is a predicted model, not a curated record.